Messenger RNA from Oncorhynchus nerka (sockeye salmon), 3849 nucleotides. Its product is annotated as extracellular matrix protein 2. Gene Ontology annotation, cellular component: extracellular matrix. Bases 1683 to 3680 code for a protein of 665 amino acids. Gene Ontology annotation, molecular function: protein binding; collagen V binding; heparin binding. The record is from RefSeq and is a predicted model, not a curated record. Gene Ontology annotation, biological process: extracellular matrix organization; positive regulation of cell-substrate adhesion. The transcript is spliced from 10 exons. Lineage: Eukaryota; Metazoa; Chordata; Actinopteri; Salmoniformes; Salmonidae.
AUAUACAGUGUGUGUGUGUGUGUGUAUUUACUAUGCAAACAGAGAGUGGCAGUCAGCAAGUUUCACUCUGCAGUGUGAGGUUGGUCAACAAAAGUGGCACCUGCUUGGUUCAGUCAGUGUGUGUUGGUGUGUGUGCUGUAUAUAUGCAGAGAUUGUAUAAUAUGUGUGUUUGAGGGAGAUGGGGUUUGUUAGCAAUUGUAUGUGUGUUACAGUGUUGACAAGGCUAUUUUUCAUUUUUAAAAUGGUCUUACCUCCUUCGUAGAUAUUGUAGAUGCCAAUGGAAGGAGGCCAGACAGGGGUGACUCCAACUAGAGCAGAUACUGUCUGCUUUCUCUUAUGUAGGCAGAGAUCCAGGAUUAGUUUGCUCAAAGAACGCAAAACUGACACAGGAGGUUGGUGGAACCAUAAUUGGGGAGAAUGGGCUCGUGGUAAUGACUGGAAUGGAAUUAGUGAAAUGAUAAGAAAUACAUCAAACACAUGGUUUCCAUGUGGUUAAUGCCAUUCCAUCUGCUCCGUUCUUGACAUUAUUAUGAGCCGUUCUCCCCUCAGCAGCCUCCUGUAAAAACUAACCAUAGAUCAGAGUCUGAGGGAAGCUUCAUCCUUACUCCCUAUGUCGACCAGGAACACCCCACCAAACCCAUUUGUCUAUGACAGACAAAAUAGCAUGACAGACCACUGUCUCCUGCAAACACAAAUUAUGUCAUCCUCACCAUUGUGUGUAAGAUCAUUUCUGAUUAUUUCCCUCCCUAUUUCUCUUUCUAGUUGCCCCCCUUCCUGUCUCUCCCUCUCCCCACCUGUUUCUUUCUCUCUCUCCCCCUACCCCCCCUCUCUCUCCACACCUCUCUCUCUCUCCCCAUCUCUCUCUUUAAUGUAUCUCCUCACCUCUCUCUCUCUCUCCCCACCCAUCUCUCUCUUUCUCUCUCACUCUCUCUAUCGCCCCACCUCUCUCUCUAUCUCCCCACCUCUCUCACUCUCUCCCCCCACCCCUCUCUCUCUUUCUCUCUCACUCUCUCUAUCGCCCCACCUCUCUCUCCACCCAGGUGUUUGUUAGUUUAAGGCAAUGAGGACAGGACUAGAGAGGGCAGGAGAGGACAGAAGGGGAAAGGAGAGGGCAGAGGACAGGAGAGGAGGGGUGAUCUGUGUUUUCUGGAGAGAUGAACGAAGGCCUUUGUUUAGAAUGUGAGAACAUACUUUUUUUCCCCUCUCUCUCACUCUCCCCACCUCUCUCUCUCCUCUCUGUGCACUCCUCCUUCUCCUCUUCCAUCCCCUCUUUUCUCACUCUCUAUCCAUUCUCACCUCUCACUUUUAGUUCUGCUGGUACAGUAUCCUCUGGGGAGUGUGCUUAAGGAGUCCGGAGUCUCUUGGGAGUUCUGUUGUCCACGUCUCCUCUUCUGCUUCGCAGGUUUAUUCUUUGCCUGAUUUUUGCUUCUGUGGGUGCUGCUAUACUCAGGAGGAUCUUUGUUACUUCUCUUUACUCCAAGACUGGACUGGAGGUGGUUUCAGAAACACAGACCAGGUCUCAAAGUUUUUCCUUGUCUAUAGUCAUUUUUUUCUUGGACUAACUAUCCCAGUUAGUUUGUCUUGGACUAUCCCAGUUAGUUUGUCUUGGACUAGUACAGUCUCCAAUCCUGGGUUUUGGAUUUGACCAGCCGUGGGCUCAGAUCCAGAAACCUGACGUGGCGAUGCUGAGAUUUUGGGUUCUGUGUCUGUGUGUGAGUGUUCUCAGUGUAGGCGUUCUAACUCUGAACCCCCAAAAACACGAGAUAGAAAAUGAGGUACAACACGAUGUGGAACAUGUGCAUGGAACAUGGACCAUGGAACAUGAAGCGAGGGAACCCGAUAAAAUCUAUGCAGAGACUCUAGCAACCCACCAACCUGCCACAUACACUCCUAUAAUGGACACACGUGCCACAGUCCCAACUCUGACAGACAUACCUCUUACAGAAACAACUGUGAUAGGUACAGCUAUUACGGAGUCAGACGUACCUGUGGUCGCCACAUGUCUUUCAUCAGCCCUACCCCUCACCUCAUUAACGAAUGAUGAAGAAGGCAGGGAUCAGGAAAAACACAGGGAGGACAAGAAUCCAAGAAUUGAAGAGGAGGGGGAGGAGGAGGAGAGGGUGAGGGAUGAGCAGAUGAGAAAGGACAGAGAGAUGGAGGCGAGCAGAGGGAGGAGAGGAGUGACGGGAAGGAGACAUGCAGCAACUGUAGAGGCCACUGCGUACAGAAUGGCAGGUCUGGGGCGCCCCCUACCUGGCUGGAAGAAGCGAGGUACAAAUGGGGGAGCUGAACAGGAAGGUGUUCUCAGGACCAUACUAAAGGAACUACACGGUGAUAAGGACAGACUGAUGGACACAGAGAAGGCAGAGGAAGAGGAAGAUGAGGAGGAAGAUGAAGAAGACGAUGAAGAGGAAGAUGAUUCUGAAGAGGAGGAAGAGGAGGAGGAGGAAGAGGAGGAGGACGAAGAGGGGACAGAGUCUCCCACCAAUCAGACAGUAGCAAGGACCAGCUUCACAGAGUCUCUCCCAGGGACGUGUCAAACGUCUAACGGACAAAUAAGCUGCAGGGGUAUUGGCAUGAAUCACCUCCCAGUCAUCACCGACCUUGGGGUCACGACCCUGGACCUGGCAGAGAACAACAUCAGUCUUAUUGCCUCGCGGGGUUUCUCUGGUCUUCCCAACCUGGAGAGUAUAGAUCUGAGCAAAAACCGACUGGAUGACGACUCACUCAGCCACCACCUCUUCUCUAAUCUGACCCGGCUGAGGAGGCUCAACCUCGAUGAUAACCAGCUGACACGGAUCCCCCUGCUGCCACCUUCACUGGGGGAGCUCACGAUGAAUGGCAACAAGAUGACCAGACUCACCCCUUACAGCUUCAAAGGUCUGUUCCAUCUGUUGUCUCUGGAGCUAGAGGAGAACCUUUUCCAUGACGGCAACGUGUCCCCUUUGACCUUCAAGCCGCUGAAGAGGGUCCAGUACCUGUGCUUGGACAUGAACAGGUUCCGCUCCCUCCCCCUCGGCCUGCCCCGUUCCCUACAGGAGCUGAGGAUGCGUGAUAACCAGUUACAGGAGGUACCAGAGGGGGUUCUGAGUGAAUUGGCCAAACUGAGAGUUUUAGACCUUAGUCACAACCUGCUGCAUGAGGGCAGCAUCUCAAACCGGGCCUGGGUCAAACUAACUUCUCUUGAAGCCUUGGACCUCUCUCAUAACAGCCUCACGUCAGUCCCCCUCUACCUACCCCGCCCUCUGCGUCAGCUGACCCUGCAACACAACUCCAUUGGUCGAAUCCCUGCGUAUGUCUUUGGCCACCUGCGCCCCGGCCUAGAGUCCCUCCGUCUAUCCCACAAUGCACUAGGGGACGAAGGAGUGCAAGGAGUUUCUUUUGUGGGCAUGUACCGAUCGCUUGUUGAGCUCCUAUUGGACAAUAACCGUCUGGGGGCGGUGCCUCGCAGCGUGUGGCAGUUUAGGAACCUGCAGGUGCUGAGGCUCGACUACAACCAAAUCAGGUCUGUGGCGGUGGGGUCGGUGUGUCACUCUCGUGUGGCGGUGCGUUCGGCCCUGGCCUCUCUCCACCUGGAGAACAACCUUAUAGAAGAAGACAUCCCCUCCACUACCUUCAACUGUAUUCAAGACCCUAGUAGUGUGGUCACACAGCCCCAGGAACACAUACACGAAGUGUAGACCAGCUUCUCCAUGUAUAGAUGUUCCACUGAACCAUCAUUAAACCUCCCUAUUUCCCCACCUCCCUUUCUUCACUAAUCACCUAUGUCAUCUCGUCAUGUAUGUAAACUCGUGUUUGUGAUGUCACAGUCGAUGAUGAUGAUGAUAAAGAUACUAAUUCGUACCAGUA